AUGAAUAAGUUUAAACUAGACAAUUCUGACAUUUAUCAACAUUUGUGUCUAGAAUUAACAGCUUAUUUGAAUAAUCACAAUUCGAACGAAACAUCUGGUCUUUUUUCAGGUGUCAAUAAUUAUGAAGAUUUCACUAAUGUUAAUCAAACAGACCAUAUACCAUCCUAUGAUGAGCUAACAAAAAAAUGGAAUUAUACUAUUGGAAUAUCCUUGACACGUAUGGAAAUUUGGGUUGAAUCAUGUGUAGAACAAUGGAUCAAUCAUCCAUCACUAUUCAUAAAUGGAAAGAAUCGUUUUGAAAUUUUAUUACGCUUCUAUGAAGAUUAUCAGAGCGUAGCACUCAAUCAUUAUUAUUCCGAAAAAGGUCCAACAGAUCCAAUGGGUUAUAGUCGAUUCAUUUUAACGUCUUUAACGAUUAUUCGUUCUAUGCACCGAAAGCUAUGUAGUGAUCCAAGAUUUGAGCGCCUAAAACUACAUUCUAUUCAUAUUCCUAAUCUUAUGAAUCUGUUCGAAUUUUUGAUCUUACCAAAUCAAGAAGAUAUGAUUAGAGUGCGUAGUCUAUAUGAUUAUUUUAGUGAAUUCAAUCAAAAACAAUAUCCUGAUAUUUUAACAAAUAUAGAGUCUGAGAAUGCAUUUGGUGUAUAUUUCGCCAAUCAAAUACCGGGGAUGAACGAAAGUGUACGGGAAAUUAGGGCUCAGGCUGAACGAGAUAAACAACAAAAAAUAAUAGAAGUAAAUAAUGCCAAAGAAAGAUAUAGGCAACUUAUGAAUUCAAUAAGUGGUCGUUCUUGUCAAUGCUAUUACAAUGAAUAUAAUUAUAUUGAGACAUGUUACAGAUGUCGAAUUCAGCAACAAGCGAACGACAUUCAAGUACACAUUUAUGAAUGUCCAUUACCAUUGAAACAAGAAAGGGCAUUAGCUGUUAUUUUUGAAUUACAAAUGCCCAUUGAAAUUAGAAAUUAUCGUGAUAUCAUCUGGCAAUUUGCGAAUCGUCCUAAUCCACACCCACAGCAUAAUAUGUAUGAAUGGUUAAGUGUCCCUCCUCAUGCCAGCAAACUAGGACCCUACUAUACUGGUCCAAAUAACACCAAAGUGAAAUUAGUAUCUCCCACUAAAUCUGUGACACAAACUCACUAUUCGUCUCCAUCAAUCGCUUCUGCAUCUGUCAACGACUUUUUAUACGAAAAUAGUCUUCAAGUUCAAAUCUCAUCAACUAAACCAAUUAGUUUUGAAGAUGAAUGUCGUAUAUUAACGCCUCAGCUUGACCAUUCAGACUAUAAACAGUUACAGUUUACUGUAAAUACUACGCAAUUUGUGCAAAAUCACGUUAUUGCUAAACUGUCUGAUUGUCCACCACGACUAAAAUCCACACAAUUUGUGGAGUUCGGUUCAUUUCGAUCAGGACAUCGUUUACAAUGGUGGAAUCUCUUAACGAUUUUUGAAAUGGACUCCUUGUCCAUUGCUGAGGAAAGUGUUGUAAUAUUGAUUAUACAUUCGAUAUUACAAUAUGGCCCAUUGACAGCAGAUUCGAGGAUCUUGUCUAAUACUUGGUGUCCUGAAUCGCAUGAACAGUUAUUAGAAGAUCAUUUUGUCGAUGAAUUAGUCUCAAGAUUAGAUCAUCAUUUAGAUGAUUGUGAAUUGAAUUGGCAAAAUGAAUUGGUAUUAGUGGUCAUUACAAUGAUUACAAUGAGACUGUUAACUAUUUGCAAAUCAACAAGAGUAGACCAAACUGCUGAUUUAGCUAUGAAAUGUCGUAGAGUUGGUGAAAAAUGGAUUAAUCUUAUUACAGAAAGUAUUCAAACAAUAUCUUCAUCAGCUUUUCAUGAGAUGGAAAAACUUCGUCUUAAAAUAGUAAAUGUCGGCAUUUCUUGUCUCUUAACAUUUUCAACUCACAAAGACCGAAUUAGUUGUUUAUUAUCAUCGAAUGAACAUGUCAUAUCCUUACUGAAAGCAGCAACUACAGUUCACGAUAAUAUUAUUCUAAAUAAGAAUCAAUCUAAUAUGAGUAUUUUUAUGAAAAAUAUGAUGAGACUUAGCGAACGUAUCUUAGUAAUGAUACAGCCAACACUUGCUGAGUUUCUUCAGAAAACGUCCUAUCAAAGUUUAAAUGAGUUUGCCGCGAUUUACUGGGCAGUUAUCAAAAGGAAAGGUAAUAUGAAUGGAGAAUGGCAAAAACGAAAAAAAGAUUCCCAUGAUGGAUGGUAUGAUUGUCGAUAUGAAUCAAAAUAUAUAUCAAUUGAUUGCAUCCGAGGAACGUUUCUAGUGGAUGAUAUAACCAUAGGAUUUUUACCUGAAAAAAUCACGACCAAUGAAUUAUUCGUACGCGUAUUUGGUUAUCAUAUUUUUGAAGCUCAAGCGGCUGAGGCACCUAACACUUACAUUACCAAACAUUUAUAUCAUGGUGAUGGAAGAGUUCAAUAUGAAUUUCAUUUCAAUGAUCAGACUAAUCGAUUGACAAUUAAUGAACGACACAUACACAAAGAUGAGAUGUUUCAAUUGAUUCCUCAUAAAUGUUUCCAGACUGAAUUACCGGAUACGUUUGUCUCCGAUCAUAGUCAUUGGUGGAAUGCAAAAGACCAAAUAGUCGAAUUUCGACCCGUUCAUUUUAAAGAUGCCGAUUUUUUAGAUAACAAACCUUACGUGCUAUCGUUAACGACCGGGCAUAUUACUACUACCGAAGCAAUUAAUAGACAAAUUUUAGUUAAUCAAUCAUCAACAUUCUUUGACAGUAUGUUCAACCGAUAUUUCAUUCGCCUCGACGAUAAGCCUUAUGUCUAUAUGAUGCGAGAUAACUCAUCUUCAACUGAUAUAAUCAUUCACAUUCGUUUAUCACGAUUAGGGAUUGCUUUCAAAUAUAACGGUAAUAGCAACAUCAUAACAUCUCGUGAAUAUUCAGACAUGUGUAUUGACGAAAAUCAAUGGUUGGGGACAUUAACGGGUUUGCAAUCUGGUCUUGUUUUGUCACCAUCAUCCGUAAAUAAUCAAAAGCUGGAACAUUAUCCGUAUCGAAAAUUGAUCGUCCCUUUUGGACAGCUGCAUGCUCAAAAGACAUCAGACUAUACCCAUCAAACUGUAAUUAUACAACGAAUAUCCGAAUCGAAAGACUUUCUUCGUCAUUAUUUUGUUUUUAUUAUGAACGAUCGAUUGCGGAUUCUUCAAUCGACUGACAGUCCCACAGGAUGGCUAUAUUUAGCAUUGUUACAUGCCAUGACUUCUCAUCCCUUACCAGAUCAAUAUACUGGAAUGACUGGAAUGGAGCGUGCUUUCCAGUUAUUAAAUUCGGCCGGUUGUUGGUCUGAUCAACCUUUCGAUGCACUUUCUCUGAAUAUUUUAGCUCAAAUUGCUGCUAUUUCACCGAAGGUCAAUUACUACCCAGAACAUCUCACUUGUAUGGAAAAAAUAGAGUGGCAUUCGAAUGGUUUACCUUAUUCAAUGCAACAUUUCAGUUAUUAUUUGAUAGCAAAAAGAUUAAUUGAAACUAGUCAACAACUGAAUUUUAUGUAUACAACAUCUGUUGCCGCUGAGGUACCGAAAUUAUUUGAAGGAAAAUUAUAUAAUGAAAGAUUGUUGAAAAAACUCUAUUGGGAUUAUCGAGAUUCGUACAAUCCUUUAGCUAGAUUAUCUACACAGAUGGAAGCAGAUAUUACACGUUAUAAAAAAUCAUAUCAGUCGCCUGUAGAGCAUUGCUCGCACGAGACGAACUACGGUGUUGUUCGUCUCGUAGAUGAUCUAUAUAAUAAUGGAAAUGUCCGUCUUAAAGACUGUUCGAAACAACACUGGUUACCUUUGUCUCAAUGGCUAACUGAUGAAAAUCAACUGAAAACUACUUGGAUUGGUUUAUUAAAAAUGGUUGAUUAUCUCAAGACAUCGACCACUGAUAACAGAAGAGACGAAAUCAAACGAUUCGAAAUGUUAAUAGACUUCCUUCAUUACAUCUUCAACAAACUUCAAAUAAAACCGUUUUAUUUACAAAUGCUAAAAACAGCAUUGAAAAUGCCUACUAUAUUAUCGACAUUUGUUACAUUUCCUCAAUUUAUUUGUUACCAAAACACUGAAGAAAUUUCCGUUGUACGAGGACGUAUCAACUUAUCAAGUUACUACAAUUCAUACAAACGAAAUCAAAUUAUAGCACAAAUCGAGAAUUGUUUCUGGACAGAUUCGAAUUAUGAAGAUAGAAAUGAAUUGACAACAUCUACUGAAAAAGCUCAGAUCAACCAGUUAUUAAAGUCUUGGCAAAAUAAUAGACAACUUCGAUCUUUUUUAGAAUCCGUUCAAAGUUGCAUCUGUUCUGUUACAAUAGAAAAGUUCGAUAUCAAAAUAUCAUAUUAUCCUCAGCAAUUUGCACUCGAAUUAUUCCAAGAUCACCAUCGAAUACAAAUCAGAUCUGCUAACAAAUCAAUUGAUCAAGAACUAUUACGAAGUACAGAACAAAAAUUUCAUCAUUCUUAUUCAGGACAUUUUAAUAAACCAACAGUAUCUGUUCAAACUGCGGAUCAAAAGAAUACAUUUCCCCAAGCAAUUUUUCCUUCCAUCAACAAUCAAGAUAAUCCUCUCAGUGAAAUUACCAAUUAUUUUCAAAAUCAAUUAGCUGAAAGUUGGAACAAACUUCUGUUAGAUAAACACACUCAAAAAGAAGAUCCUUCAAUUGAAGAAAUUGCCGAAUUUCUCAAGUCUUUACAAGAGGAAUCUACAAAGUUCUGGAAUGAAUUCGUCGAACCCAUCAGAUUAUCUAAUGAACGAUUAUUUAACAUAGGCUUAGUAACAAGAAUUACACCAGCAACUGUCAUGUCUGUUUUCCAAGAACAAAUAGUAAACUCUGUCAAAUCUUUAUCAUUUGUAUUGACUACAGAUCAACGCACAUUACUUGGUGGUAUUCUUGUCAAUUGGACAUUAGAACAACAACUAGAAAGAGCUUUGCAUUUUGCCAUUCAUGAUAAAUGGGAAGAUUUUAAAAAAGAAAUAUCACAUAGACCGCAUUCGAAUUGGAUACCAUCCGAACAUGUUCCUUGGCUAAUCUUAGAAUUAGAAAUGAAUAUAACUAUUAGAGAAAUUCAAAUCAAAGUAGCAAAUCAUAUGAUGAAACCAAAUAUGACAACAGAUAAUUCAACAGUAAAAAGCAUAGUAAUGCAAAUGAAUAUGGGUGAAGGAAAAACAUCAGUCAUUUUGCCAAUGUUAACUCUUAGUCUAUGUUCAUCUUCUUCAAGUUUGGUUCGUAUUGUAGUACUUAAAUCAUUAUUUUCAGUGAAUUAUCAAUCAUUACGAUAUAAAUUAGGUGGUUUACUUAAUCGACGAGUGUUUCCAUUUGCAUGUCGUCGGGAUAUGAAUUUCACCAAUGAACAAAUAAAACAAAUUUUCAACCGUCUCCAACAAGGAUUACACAGUUGUGAUGUGAUAUUAACUUCCCCAGAAGAUAUUCUUUCUUUUGAUUUAUUGACCAUAGAUAAAUGCCGACGAAAUGAAUUUGAUACUAGUCGUUCGAUGUUAACGAUUCAACGAUGGUUAAAAACGUAUGCUCGUGAUGUGUUGGAUGAAUCUGAUGAAAUAUUACAUGUUAAAUAUCAAUUGAUUUAUACAGUUGGUGGUCAACAACAAGUUGAUGGUGGUGCAGAACGUUGGAAAACCAUUCAAUCAAUACUUGAAUUAGAAGUUUGUUAUAAAUCAGCUGAACGAAAAAGUGCUUUUCCACAAUUUCGUUUGCAAUCACAUCAACCAUUUCCACAAUUAUGUCAAAAUAUCGCUAAUGAUUGGAUCAAUAAUAGAAAUUAUCGACAUGCGAAUAAACAAAUCAUCUUAUCAUUUAUUUUAAAAACAAAUUCAUCAGUUGAGAAUUUGAAUAAUAAAUUUUCAGAUAAUGAUAUUCAAUUAUUUCUCAUUAUUCGUGGUUUAUUAUCAUCAGAAGUUUUAUUAAUUGCUUUUAAGAAACGACAUCGAGUUAAUUAUGGUGUUAAUCCAAAUAUUUAUUUUAAUCGUUUAAUGGCUGUACCAUUUCGUGCAAAAGAUAUUGUAGCUGAUAGAACUGAAUUUGGCCAUCCUGAUGUUGCUUUAGUAUUAACACAUCUUUCCUAUUAUUAUUCUGGUUUAAAUGAUGAACAAUUAACUCAAUGUUUCAAUCGUUUAAUUGCAGAAGAAACUGAUCCUGCAUCGAUUUAUGAUCAAUGGAUUUUAUAUGAAAAAGACGAUGAUAUACCGACUAAUAUCAAACAAUGGAAAGGAGUUAAUUUAAUAGAUUAUCAACAAAGAACUCAGUAUCUUUUCCCAACUUUUCGAUAUAAUAUUUUAGUUAUUAAUUAUUUUCUAAAUUAUUUUGUAUUUCCUCGAGAAGCAAAACAAUUUCCACAUAAAUUAAUUUCAUCUGCCUGGGAUUUAUCUUCAUCUGCACGAUCGAAAAUAAUAACUGGAUUUAGUGGAACUAAUGAUACACAAUUAUUACUUCCUAUUCAUAUUCUUCAAUAUGAUUUGUCUGAACUUCAGAAAACUGAUGCAAUCGUUGUAAAUAAUUUAUUACAAGCUGAAAAUGAAAAUUAUCAAUUUUUACCAAUCAAUGCGACUUCGAAUGAAAUUUUAAAUCAAAUUGUUAAGCAUAAAGAAAGGAUCAAUGUCAUUUUAGAUGUUGGAGCAUUGUUCAUUGAUGGAAAUAAUCAGGAUAUUGCUAUUAAAUGGUUGCAUUUAUCCGAUAAAAAUAAAAUUGAUUAUGCAGUUUAUUUUGAUUCAGACUCAAUUAUUGUUUGUGAUCGUCAAUUUCAUCAUCAUCGAUUUGAAAUAUCUCCUGCGAGUGAACGAUUAGAUCGUUGUGUUUGUUAUUUAGAUGAGAUUCAUACAAGAGGGACUGAUUUUAAAUUUCCGAAGGGAUUUCGAGCUGCAUUAACAUUGGGAAAUGGUUUAACAAAAGAUCGUUUUGUUCAAGCAGCAAUGAGAAUGAGAAAAUUAGGAAAUGGUCAUUCAUUAACAUUUUGGAGUUCAUAUGAAGUUCAUCAACAAAUUACACAAUUGAAAAAAAAUUCAUCUCAAGAAAAUAUCAAUAAUUUCAUUACCUUAAUCGAUAUUCUUCGUUGGGUAUAUGAGAAUACAGUACAUUCGACUUGGAAUGGAUUACAUCAUUGGGCUGCACAAAGUUUAAGUUUCCAACGAAAAGUUGCAGCAUUUCGAAACAUUCUAUGGACUGAUCACCAUCAAUUGUUUACUGAUACAAUGAUGGAAGAAUUAGCUAGAGAAUGUUUAGAACCUGAAAUAAUUGGAUUAAUACGCAUGUAUGGUGCACCUAAAGUACUACAAACACUUUUCGAGAUUCAUUCUGCUCGAUAUGAACUGAACAAUGAUUAUCUAUCAAGAGAAAUUCAAGAGACCGUAUUAAAACGAUUGAAAGAUUAUGGAGGAACAAAACAACGUCUGUCACAAUUGUUAGAUGAAGAACAACAACGAGAAUUAGAACAAGAAUUAGAAGAAGAAAGACAAUUGGCACGUCCUCCACCUGUCAAACCAUGUCAACCAAUUUUACACGAACGAAUUAAAAGAUUGUGUGAUACACAUUCUAAUAUGAUGAACUUACUUCAAUUUCCUUUAGUAUUUCAUCCUUUAGUAUAUGCUUUCAAUGAUACUACAUUUUACAGUGAAUGUCAACCAAACAGUUGGCAUCACAAUUUUUGGGUUUCGACUGAUAUUCAACGUGUCAUUGCGACCAAAGGUGAAUCACGAAAUCCAUUUCUACGACCUCCACGAUGGAUUGUCGUGUACCGAAAUCAACAUAUUAUAUUUAUUAGCGCUUUUGAGGCUAAUUGGUUGAUUGGUCGCUUGCGUUCCAACAGUUCACCAAUCACCACAUUACGCCUACUGCUACCUCGAGUGAAGAGAGUUCAAUCAAUUUUUGCCAAUACUCCAACUCUGACGAUUCCUCCAUCAAUUAGACUUUCAAAUAAUGUUGCUCCUUUCAUUAUAUCAUUCGAAUGGUUAGCUCAAUUAUUUAUAUUUAAUGGCACUCUUUAUUUUGAAACUGUUGAUGAGCAAACAGCUUAUUGUCAAUGUUUAGGCUUAUGUCCUAAACCUCGAACAACUGUGAAAAAAGAAGCCUUUGAAAAAGGUUGGAUUGGUGUCGAUGGAUUUGUGAGCAACCCAGUUCAUCGUCACCAUUUGCAAAUUAAUCAAGCUCGAUUUGCUUUCAAUCCAUUAACAUUUGUCAAACAAAUUAUUGAAAAUCGAACUAAUUCGCAUGCACCGAUAUCAUCACAUGUUGGAAGUAUUAUUUUUAAUUCAUUCAAGCUUAUUUAA
Molecule: messenger RNA, 8262 nt
Organism: Rotaria sordida
Lineage: Eukaryota; Metazoa; Rotifera; Eurotatoria; Philodinida; Philodinidae
Source: the annotation of a GenBank genome assembly